This is a messenger RNA of Orbicella faveolata, 4224 nucleotides long. RefSeq lists its product as uncharacterized. Gene Ontology annotation, biological process: regulation of apoptotic process. The record is from RefSeq and is a predicted model, not a curated record. NCBI's taxonomy places the organism in Eukaryota, Metazoa, Cnidaria, Anthozoa, Scleractinia, Merulinidae.
AUAUGAAAAGACUCUUGAAAUAGUACCAUAACUGGGCAAACAAUGGCUUCUGGGAGAGAGAGUCGAACAUCUGACAAACCUAUGGAUGAAAAACAGAGGAAUAUUAUAAGAAUUCGUAGGGUGGAGCUUGCGAGAGACAUGGAACCCAGACAACUUAUACAUCAUAUGGCAGACGUUCUUACACCAACAGAUGAAGAGGAAAUAAAAGCCAUUGCUACUCGAUGGGGACAAUGUGAAAAGUUGUUGGAUGUAUUACCUAGAAGAGGAGAGAAAGCAUUUGACAGUUUUGUCAAGGCACUGAAGGAAGUUGGACAGCCAUUUCUUGCUGAUCUUCUAGUAGAUGCUGAAAUGAAGCCAAGAAUGGAAGAAGAAAGUAGUGCACAGUGUCAAUCAGUCCCUGAAGAGAUAAUCCUUCGAGGUCGUUCAGCCCGUCAAGUGUUUAAUAAAGCGCUCCUAGAGGGGUCAAAGAAGCUAAAGAGGGUACCCAUAAUGAUUGUUGGACAGGGCUGCUCAGGAAAGACUAGUCUUAAGAAAUCCUUGAAGGGUGAGCCCUUUGACCCAGAGGAAAACAGUACUGUGAUGAUGGAGGUCGAUCCUUCACAUUGCAAAGUGACGACUGAAGUUUGGAAGAUAGUGCGACCUAAUCAAGCUGCAGAUUCAGGCGACAACUCUCUAACUGUGCAAGAUGUGUCAGAUACAGCACAAUUGACUGAGAUGUUACAACAAGUACUAGGCAAGGAUGACGACGACCAGGAAACCUAUGCAACCUUGUGGGAUUUUGGCGGACAGUCAGUGUACUAUGCGACCAACUCACUUUUUCUGACCAGGAAUGCAAUCUAUUUUCUGGUCUAUAAUCUAAGCCGUAACCCAGAUGACAAAGCUAUCCCUUGUGUAAGACAAGGGCUGUUCAAGGUUGUCCAGGACACAUUCAGUAACACAACCAAUAUGCAAUAUCUUGACUUUUGGAUGUCAUCAAUAUCGUGUUUUGCUUCUCAAGAUGAAGGUCCCCAAAUGAGUGCAGCAUCUCAGAAACUGCCACAGAAGUUGCCACCAGUCUUCUUUGUUUGUACUCAUGCUGACAAGCCCUACAAGAGAGGCAGUCCUAGAGACCUAGCCCGUGAAAUAUAUGGUAGUUUACGGGAGAAAACGUCUGGUUUGCAUUUGCUUGAAGACUUCUUUGUGGUAGACAACACAAAGGCAGGAACUGCAGAUGAGUGCCAAGAAGACAUAAAUCAUUUGAAAACGGAAGUACUUGCAGUGGUUGAAGAACUUCCACAUCUGAAUCAAAGUUGUCCAAAAAAAUGGUUCAAGUUUGAGGAGGCACUUGAGGUCAUGCGUGAACGUGGCUGGAAGUGGAUUCCCAUUGGUGAAGCCAGGGAAGUUGCCCUCAAAGUAUGCAACAUUGUGAAUGAUAAAGAAUUUGUUAUACUAAUGGCCAUGUUGCAUGACCAGAGAAUUAUACUUCACUUUACUGAUACUCCUGAAUUGCACAAGAUGGUCGUCAUAAACUUGCAGUGGUUGAUUGAUGUCUUUAGGAAGGUGAUAACCAUUGUGCCCUAUGAAAGCAGAGAGGGAAAAUUUGAAGAACUGUGGCGUAAACUUGAAACAACAGGAAUUCUCGAGGAAAACCUUUUAGAACAUAUGUGGAACCGCACGGAAAGGAAGGCUUCUGAAGGUCUUCUUGCACUUAUGGAGAGGUUUAGUUUGUUGUGCCGUUGGCCUUCAUCCGAUGCUAGCAGAUCAUGUGAAUACCUUGUGCCAUCCAUGCUGAUGUCACCUCCACCAGAUGAUGUCAUGCAGCUGAUUGCAUCUGUGAAAAUUCCUUCACUUUUCCUUAAGUUUGAGUCUGGCCAAGUGCCCCCAAGCCUGUUCCCCCGGCUAGUGGUACAGUUCUUUCAGUGGCUCACUAAAAAAUGGCCUGGCCAACAACAGCCUCAGUUGUUCCUCAACUUUGCCAAGUUUUACACCCAUCCAGCAGAUGAAUAUUCUGUCAUCCUUCUCUGUCAUACAUCUUCUAUUGAGGUUGCUGUUCACAGGGCUCAACUUUCUUCAGAUUCCCACAAUGAAGGGUUUGAUGUGAAGAUUACCCGUGAUGUGUGUAAACGUCUUAGGUUAAUGCUUCAGGUCAUGGGUCAGGAGUUAAUCUGGAUGAAGAACAUGCAAUUUGAAAUGAGUGUCCUCUGCCCAGUGUGUUGUCCAACAGCUGGUACUACUGAAGCUUGCAAAUCUCACCAGACAAAAGGGUGUAGGGAAGAGAAGUGUUUGCACUUCUUGUCAGAGUCAGAGCUACACUCUCCAAAACCCGUCAUCUGCACCCCAGCCUUCGGUCUCCCUACCAGGGUCCAAGUUUCGUUGUUUAAUCAUUGGUUCCAACUUCUGGAUGAAGAGGUUGGAAGACCUAGGACACUCGUGGAAGAAGUUGAAGAGAGCGCCGUUGCCCUCCCAGGUGAGCUGCUAAGAAGUCUUUUAUCAAGAAACAUUGAGGCAAAGGAUGUUAUAGCUCGACUACUAGACAUUCUUCACUUAGAACAGGAAUCACUGCAAAUUCCGCAGCCUGGGACUAAGUGUCUUCUACGCAACUUGGCUAGAGUUGCUAAAGAAAUGAACCGACUUGAUGUGUUUGAAUUUUUGAGGGAAAUAACACCUGCUGGUACUACAGGUCCUGUGUUAUCCGAACACCUUGCCGUGCAAGCAUUACCGUCUUCCAUUAAGAGGGGUAUUACAGUUAAUUUGAGUGGCGGAGAUGAAUGGAUGCGGGUUGCUGAGGCAUUGGACUUGAAGCCGGCAGAGAUUCGUUAUUUAGACAAACGUGUUGUGAACCCAAUGGACGCGGCUCUGACUUAUGCUACUCAACAGUGCCCCAUAACUGUGGGUGAUCUGUACGACUUGUUAACCAGAUGUGAAGUGCCUGUGAUAGCUGACCUUCUGUAAGAAGGUGACUACAGACGUAUUUCCGCUCGAAACCAGGAAAAGGUUUUUUUUUUUAACCAAAGGAGAGUAUGAAGUCGCAGUCUUGAGUGUAUCUCGAUUCUUCGAUGCGCCCAUUUUAUGUUUUUGUUAAGCUAUGUUGCGAUGCCAUGUAAUGUUUUAAGUGUCUAAUUGUUCAAAACACGAGGCCGUAGGGCCUUUGUUUCGUCCUGAUGUAAACACGCUACCACGUGUUUUCUCAGGUAAUUCAGAGAAGAAACUCCAGCUGAUGCAGUAAGGGAAAUUUACACUGUAUCUAUAGAAGAAACCAAACGCAAUUCUUUGCAGGUAGUUAAGUGCCUGGUGUUCAAGUACACUGGCAAAUUGGACACAAUAGUACAUUCAUUUAUUCAAAAAGUAAUCUGUUCCACCACAUUUGGUCGGACAAAGCCGCAACUGAAUAUAAAAACCGUGCGAAGUGCUUUUAUGACAAAAUCGGACUACAAAGUCGUGGUAGGCCAACAAAAAGUAGAAUUUUGUUUCAAAACGAUAGAAUUACAAGUAGGUGUAACGCCACCAGGGUUAGUCGAGACUGGUGAUAACAUAUAUCUAAAUAUAGUAGAUGACAUUUAUUAAAUUCAGGCAAUGUUAAAAGAUUAGUGGAGGUAUUAGAACUUAGUUGUUUCCGAUAGCCUUAUACUGAUAAGAUAUAAAAGACCAGAAAUGACCCAAAAAGGGAAGUCAUUAAAGUGAUCCGUUUUUAGUAAGUUAACAAGGAGGUGAUAAUGUACAAGAAUAAGCGUCCCCUCUUAUUCUAUAACAGAGAGUAGGUGUUCCCUUAAACUGUUGACUGUCCAAAGCAUUCGUAGCUUUACUGGAAAAAGACUUCAAUUAAAAUAUUGGUCAAUCAUUGCAGACUUGCCACAAGUCGACCUCAUGAGUUUUACACACACUUUUACACACUUUACUUCAGUUACAUUUAGAAAUGAAUAAAAGUGUAAGACUGAUCCGCUAGUAGCAUUAGGCUAAUCUAGGCGGAUCAGCUAUUAUCAGAUUACUCAUGUUAUAUUAGUUAAAUAAUGCAUUAAAAACAACGAGAGUGACGAAAAUAGAAAAUAUUAACGUUACUUUUCAAUUAGUUCUACGCUAGAUAAGUUAAAGAAUAUAGGGUAAAAUAGCAAAGCGAGCUGCGAGGUUUUAGGCCGCGAUGCGGGUCGAGGGAGCGACAAGAGGAAGGACUUUUCUGAAAGUCUAAAAAUAUUGCAACUGUCUGAGAUAGGAUAGGCAUAUUAAAACUGAUUGAUCUGCUGUUUUACU